AUUGUGAAAAAUAAAAUGAAGAAUUUGAAAGCAUGUGAUCAGAGAAAAUUUUUGUAGGUGGUAAUAGCGUUUAUAACUUAAAAGUGUCGUAUAAGAAUCGUGGAAGCAUUCGUCACAUUAUAGACACUUUCAUUUGCAAAAUGGCGCAUUUCAAUAAUUCAUGGUUAUGGAUUAGUAUUUUAAUGCUUUAUGUGGCAAAGUAGAUAGUGUAGCAGCAGUCACUGACUUACUAUUGGAUUAGUUUAAUAUUUUCAUAUAAUUAAUUUCUUUACUAUGUCCGGAAAAAUGCGUGCUAAGCAAGAUAAAUUAGAUGAUAUCAUUGCCUAUAGUGAAGUAGCAGUAAGAAAUAAUGCUGCCGUUGUUGAAUAUUGUAGGAUAUCAAUGGCUGCUCUUUCAGGUGGUACAGCAGGUCUAUUAGGUCUUACUGGAUUUUAUGGAUUUGGAUUUUAUAUUUUUGCCAUAUUAAGCUUAUGGGGUAUGUUGCUGAUGAAAGCAGGUGGGCAGUGGAAAAAAUAUUUUAUUAGUAGACGAAGUUUAUUAACAAAUGGAUUUUUUGGUGGUCUUUUUACAUACGUAUUAUUUUGGACAUUUCUUUAUGGAAUGGUACAUGUCUAUUGAAAUUAUAAAAAAAUUCAGAAAUGUUCAAUUACAAGUCAAUGACACUGCUAUAUAUUUAUACCAGUUAUGUAUGAAUAAGUUAUGCUUAUACAAAUUUGCAUCACAUUAUUAUGACCAAAUAAAUUAUACAAAAAAAUUUAUUA
Ceratosolen solmsi marchali is the source of this 761-nucleotide messenger RNA. RefSeq names its product ER membrane protein complex subunit 6 (gene EMC6). The record is from RefSeq and is a predicted model, not a curated record. The transcript has 5 exons. NCBI's taxonomy places the organism in Eukaryota, Metazoa, Arthropoda, Insecta, Hymenoptera, Agaonidae. Bases 274 to 618 code for a protein of 114 amino acids. Gene Ontology annotation, cellular component: membrane; endoplasmic reticulum; EMC complex. Gene Ontology annotation, biological process: protein folding in endoplasmic reticulum; autophagosome assembly.